This is a messenger RNA of Aspergillus alliaceus, 1138 nucleotides long. RefSeq lists its product as uncharacterized. Bases 47 to 1030 code for a protein of 327 amino acids. The record is from RefSeq and is a predicted model, not a curated record. Lineage: Eukaryota; Fungi; Ascomycota; Eurotiomycetes; Eurotiales; Aspergillaceae. The transcript has a single exon.
UUUUGAUAUAGCGUAUUUUAGAAAGGUCAUAAAUAAAUCCAAAGCCAUGCCUCGCGCCAAAAAUUCGGAUGCCCGAGCCCCUCUGAACCCCAUCCCCGCCAAUGGGGGCGUGCUUUAUCCUCCAAGCCGGAAGACUGACACUCCCGAGGUGAGAUCCGGUGAUGAAAACACCAAUCCAAUCAUUCUCUCACCCGGUAAGCCUUCUAAACAUACUCCCUCCUCGACCACAAAAUCCUCUGCGGCUGGUAAGAAGCGGAAAGCCGACGACACGCCUGAGCCCGAAGAAAUAGAUGACGAUGACCCGCGUCUUGAUGUCUACCAAUGGGACUGCAAUCAAAUCCGGCGCAAAAUCAAAAACUUGAUCGAGUCGAAGGAGAUGAAAAUUGGCGAGUUCCAAAGGGUGCUGGAUGUCUCGGCACGAAGCUAUAAUGCUUUUCUCAAAAUGAGUGGCCCAAUGAAAGGCAGCGAGUCCAACACAUAUGUUCACGCGCACCGGUUCUUUCGCAAACGCGAGCUUCAAGGCAUCAAGGAGCCCAGGAAAAAGCCAGUCAGCAAGCAGGCCAAGUUAGACACAGAGAAGAAGUAUGAUGUCAGCGAGAUUCACCUCCCGGGCGAAGAGGAAGUCGAGGUGGAGGUGUAUGAUACAUGCGAUGUGGUCCGAAAGAAGAUCCGUGCUCAUCUGCGUGAGCCGAAUGUCACGCAAGCCAGCUUCCUCAGAGAGAUUGCGAAGACGUACCCGCCACAGAUGAAGAAGAAGUUCCAAAACAGUUCCCUGACCCGCUUUUUAGACUUGUCUGGUCCCAAUGCGGGCAACACGAAUGGGGUUUUUUACGCUGCUUACGUUUUCUUUGAGAAGUUACGUAUCCGUGAUGGACGGCCCAAGACCGAGUUUCGUGAGGAUAUGGAAAGGAUUUGGGGGCCUGAAGGUGGAUUUGAUAUCACGUCGUCUGCAAAUAGAGCUUAUAUUUGCCAUACCAGUCAGUAUGUGUAUGUAGAUGAAUACGGCUGGCCGAGGUGUGGGACACUUUGAUCCUGAUGAUUUGUGAAAUGGUGUAGAAGGCAAUCAUGUUUUUUGUCACGCCUUUCAUUUUGUAUAUUUUCGUUGGGUGUAAUUAGAGACUCGCGAUUUUGACAUGCU